Messenger RNA from Hydra vulgaris (swiftwater hydra), 1179 nucleotides. Its product is annotated as 23 kDa integral membrane protein. NCBI's taxonomy places the organism in Eukaryota, Metazoa, Cnidaria, Hydrozoa, Anthoathecata, Hydridae. Gene Ontology annotation, cellular component: plasma membrane. The record is from RefSeq and is a predicted model, not a curated record.
AUUACUAGAGAAAAUAGCAGUUGGUUGAAAUUAAUACUAUUCGAUAGCUUGUUAAAAGUGUUCAGCUAAAUUAAUUUGAAGUGUUAAGCAUAUUUAUGUGUUAAAUAAUCGUCAUGAAACAGCUAAGAAUCUAUGGCCUUCGAGUGAGAAAAUGUGGCCUCAUUCAAAUGUUUGGCAAAACUGUUUAUUUCAAUCAAGGCUUCUGCAAAAACAUGUAUCGCAAAACUAGUUUAUUUCAAUCAAGGCUUCUGCAAAAGCAUCAAAUUUUAUAUAAAUAAUUGUAUUUAUGUUUUAAGCAAAAAAUUCACUACAAAAUGAAAGAUUUUCUUUUGUUUAAUUUAAAAAAUAAAAGAAGAUAAUUAGAGGAAUUGAUUACAAAUAUGGGUAGAGAUAAUCUAGAUAAACAAAUUGUCAUUGCGAUGAAAUGCUUGGCAUUCUCCUUUAGCUGUCUUUUUUGGCUGAGUGGAUUGGCUUUAAUAAUUGUUGGUGGAAUAAUCAAAAAUAAUUAUGGAGAUUACUUCAAAUAUGCUGACAACAAGUUCAUGACUACUCCAGUGUUUAUUAUUGUUAUUGGUGUCAUUGUUUUUAUUAUAGGAUUUUUGGGCUGUUUUGGUGCAAUUAAGGAAAACUCUUAUGCAAUGUCAUCAUUUUUUAUGGUGAUUGUAAUUAUAUUUAUUCUAGAAAUAAUUGUUGGCAUUUUGGCAUUUGUCUACACAAGCAAAGUUGAAAAUUUCGCUGAUGACGCAUUAAAAAGAGCAGUGGAAGAUGUUUCUGAUGAGGACGAUCCUCUAGCUAAAGAACUUCUUGAUUGGAUGCAAAAUAAGUUCAGGUGUUGUGGCGUGUUAGGACCUUUUGACUUUAACAAUGUUACAGAUUCAAAUUUCACAUGUGGGUUUGAUAAAGGACUUAAGUCAUGCCAUCGAAAACAUGAUUGCAAAAAAACUCUUUACAGUGUUGGAUGCAAGUUAAAGUUUUCUGAUUUCAUUAAGCAAAAUUUGAUUGUUGUUGGAAGUAUUUCAUUUGGCAUUUCUACAAUAAAGUUUUUUGGAAUUGUUUGCGUAUGUGGAUUAAUGAAAGUUAUAUCAUUAAGAAAUGAAUAUGUAUAAUACAAAAUGUUUAAAUAAAGUUGCUGUAAAAAUAAGAUAAGAUGUGUUUAUAAGAUUAUAUGCAUAUUUAAUA